Molecule: messenger RNA, 4367 nt
Organism: Sardina pilchardus (European sardine)
Lineage: Eukaryota; Metazoa; Chordata; Actinopteri; Clupeiformes; Clupeidae
Gene: ppfia3
Product: PTPRF interacting protein alpha 3
Exons: 31
Coding region: 117-3806 (1229 amino acids)
Biological process (GO): synapse organization
Cellular component (GO): presynaptic active zone
Molecular function (GO): protein binding
Source: RefSeq, a predicted model, not a curated record
CACACACACACACACACACACACACAUACAUACGUGAGAGCACCCACACGGCAUUUACCCACACUCGCGCUCGCGUCUUUCCCGUCCACGGCUAGCCCACUCUCCACGGCCUCAAGAUGAUGUGCGAGGUGAUGCCCACCAUCUCGGAGGAUGGCAGGGCCGGAGGGGGCGGUCCGUCCUCGCCCGCCGGCGGAGGCGGCGGGAUGGGCGGCGGCAUGGGCGGCAUGGGGGGCGGCUACGGAGGCCGCGACGGGCGCAGCGACGAGGGCGGCAGCACGGGCAACCUGGAGUCGCUGAUGGUCAACAUGCUGGCCGAGCGCGAGCGGCUGCUGGAGAACCUGCGGGAGACCCAGGACAGCUUGGGCACGGCCCAGCUGAGGCUACGCGAACUGGGCCACGAGAAGGACUCGCUGCAGCGCCAACUCUCCAUCGCUUUGCCACAGGAGUUUGCGGUGCUGACCAAAGAGCUGAACGGCUGCCGUGAGCAACUUCUGGAGAGAGAAGAGGAGAUAGCAGAGCUCAAAGCUGAGAGAAACAACACUCGACUUCUGCUGGAGCAUCUGGAGUGUCUGGUGUCCCGUCACGAGCGCUCUCUCAGGAUGACGGUGGUGAAGAGGCAGGCCCAGUCCCCGGCCGGCGUGUCCAGCGAGGUGGAGGUCCUCAAGGCCCUCAAGUCUCUGUUCGAGCACCACAAAGCCCUGGAUGAGAAGGUGCGAGAGAGGCUACGCGUGGCUCUGGAGAGGGUGUCGGUGCUGGAGGAGGAACUCGAGUCUUCCACGCAAGAGGUGAUUUCUCUACGAGAACAGAUUAAAAGACGACAGCAGGGCAUGGAUAAUGGGAAGGAGCGGCUGCCAAAUGGACCCUCUAUCUUGGACGACGGCGAGAUCGACAGACAGAGGGAGGGAGAGAUCGAACGGCAGAGGGCAGAGCUGGCCCAGCUGAAAGAGAGACUGGCACUCAUGUGCAGACAGGUGGGAGAAGUGGAGGAGCAACUUGCCGCUGCCAGACGGGAGGUGACCAAGUCAGAAGAAGCCAAUCAGAAGCUCCAAAGGGAUGUGAAAGAGGCCCUUUGCCAGAGAGAGGACAUGGAGGAGAGGAUAACUACCUUAGAACGCAGGUACCUCAGUGCCCAGAGGGAGGCGACGUCCCUCCACGACAUCAAAGACAAGCUGGAGAACGAGCUGGCCAGCAAAGAGUCCCUCUACAGACAGAGCGAGGAGAAGAACCGGCAGCUGCAGGAGCGGCUGGACGACGCCAAGCAGAAGCUGCAGCAGACCCUGCAGCGCGCCGAGACCCUGCCAGAGAUCGAGGCCCAGCUCGCCCAGAGAGUAGCAGCACUCAACAAGGCGGAAGAGCGCCAUGGCAACUUUGAGGAGCGCCUGCGACAGUUGGAGGCACAACUGGAGGAGAAGAACCAGGAGUUACAGAGAGCGAGACAGAGGGAGAAGAUGAACGACGAACACAACAAGCGUCUCUCGGACACCGUGGACAAGCUGCUGUCCGAGUCCAACGAGAGACUCCAACUUCACCUCAAGGAGAGGAUGGCUGCUCUGGAGGAAAAGAAUGCCCUGUCUGAGGAACUGGCCAACAUGAAGAAGAUCCAAGAUGAUCUCCUCGCAAACAAGGACCAGCUUAUUGCAGAGUUGGAGAGAAUUCAGUUGGAGCUGGACCAAUUGCGAGGAAGACCUGGCUCCGCCUACUCCCGAUCGCUCAGGUCUCUUCCAGGAAGCGCUCUGGAACUGAGGUACUCCCAAGGGGGCGGCUCCCUCCCGGCCGGCUCCACUGCCCACCUGGAUCACUAUGGCAACACAGGCACAGGGAGCGUGGUCAGGCGGACUCAUCGUGGCCGAUGGGGUCCGGCACGAGAGGAGACCAGCAAGUACGGCGACUGGGACAGCGGCCCGUUGCUGGGCCCCGGCUUCGAGGGCGGCGACGACGGCGGCUCGGACGACGACGACCGCGAGACGCUCUUCGGCUCAGAGCUGCUCUCGCCCAGCGGCCAGACGGACGUGCAGACCCUGGCCAUCAUGCUGCAGGAGCAGCUGGAGGCCAUUAACAAGGAGAUCAAGUUGAUCCAGGAGGAGAAGGAGAAUACGGAGUUGCGGGCGGAGGAGAUCGAGAGCCGCGUGAGUAGUGUGGCGCUGGACGGGCCCCCGGUGCCCCCGUCCUCUCUGGGCCGCGACGCCAGCGGGCGCGGCUUCAUCCCGCCGUCCCUCACCUCCUCCACCCUGGCCUCACCCUCCCCGCCCAGCUCCGGGCACUCCACCCCCCGCCUGCCCCACUCGCCCGCCCGCGAGACCUCCUCAGAGAGACAGAACAACCAAGGCGAUGACCGGUCCCUGGCCCUGCUGGACUCCACCCCUCCACCCACCCCGCGUGCUAGUCUGCGCCUGGACCGGAUGACCCACACCCAUCCGGGCGCAUUGCUGGACGACAGUCGCGAGUUCCGCAGUCUCUCUGCCGAUGGCUCCAGCUCGAACAGCAGUCAGGACUCGCUGCACAAAUCCAGCAAAAAGAAGAGCAUCAAGUCUUCCAUCGGCCGCCUCUUUGGGAAGAAGGAGAAGGGCAGGAUGGGACAGCCGGGGCGGGAAUCGGCAUCUCUGGCAUCCACACCCUCAGAUGACCUUGGCACAGUGGACCCUCUGGGGCUGGCCAAGAUGACAGGGACCGUGGAGAAAGGCCGGCGCAGCAAGAAGAAGCAUGAGCUGCUGGAGGAGGCUUGUCGUCAGGGCCUGCCCUUUGCGUCCUGGGAUGGCCCCACUGUGGUCUCCUGGCUGGAGUUGUGGGUGGGCAUGCCGGCGUGGUACGUGGCGGCAUGCCGUGCCAACGUGAAGAGCGGGGCCAUCAUGGCCAACCUGUCGGACACGGAGAUCCAGCGGGAGAUUGGCAUCAGCAACCCGCUGCACCGCCUCAAGCUGCGGCUGGCCAUCCAGGAGAUGGUGUCCCUCACCAGCCCCUCAGCCCCCGCCAGCACACGCUCCUCAACCAGUAACGUGUGGAUGACUCACGCCGAGAUGGAGUCUCUGACUGCCGCCACCAAACCAGAGCUGAAAGAGAUCAGCUGGGAUCAGAUCUUGGCCUAUGGCGACAUGAACCACGAGUGGGUGGGCAACGACUGGCUGCCCAGCCUGGGCCUGCCCCAGUACCGCAGCUACUUCAUGGAGUCUCUGGUGGACGCCCGCAUGCUCGACCACCUCACCAAGAAGGAGCUGAGGGGCCAGCUCAAGAUGGUGGACAGCUUUCAUAGGGUCAGCCUGCACUACGGCAUCAUGUGCCUGAAGCGCUUGAACUACGACCGCAAAGAGCUGGAGAGGAGGAGAGAUGAGAGUCAGCACCAGAACAAAGAUGUGAUGGUGUGGUCCAACGAGCGCGUGAUGUGCUGGGUCCAGAGCAUCGGGCUGAAGGAGUACGCCGACAACCUGACGGAGAGCGGCGUGCACGGAGCCCUGCUGGCCCUGGACGACACUUUCGACUACACCGACCUGGCCCUGCUGCUCCAGAUACCCAAUCAGAACACCCAGGCACGACAACUUCUGGAGAAGGAGUAUAACUCACUCAUCACCAUGGGAACGGAGAGGAGACCAGAUGAGGAUGGCACAAAGACAUUCACACGCUCGCCGUCGUGGAGGAAGAUGUUCCGGGAGAAGGACCUGCGCGGCGUGACCUCGGACUCCUCGGAGACGCUGCCCGCCAACUUCCGUGCCUCGGCCAUCUCCACGCCCUCGGUGACCCUGCGGAAGGUCCAGAGCGAGGUCAACUCUGGCCCCAGGGGCGAGUCUGGCUCCGUGAGGACAUACUCUUGCUGAGAGGCAGGAAGGUGUCGCUGUUGCCACGGACCCCCACAGGAGUCUGCUUACAUUCAUUCAUGGAAUUCACAAAAAAAUUACAACAAAAAGCAGAGAAGCAAUGAGUCUAUUUAUAAAUAUCAAAUCUAUCGGUCUGACCAUUCUGCAAUAACAGGACAAGAGAAUGAAGAGGGAGAAAGAGAUGGAGCAAUGGGGAAGAUAUGAAAAAAAAUAACGUCAGAGAAAAAAAGGAUACAGAUGGAUACAGAAGACGUGAAGAAUGUAUAAAUAUAUAUAUACAUUGAGCGAACAAGAGAAGAGUGUGUGAUUGAACUUGGAAUGGUAGGAGGGAGACAAAAAAAAACGACUGUUUUAUCUUUCUCUCUAUUGUUCUUUUGUCACAAUCUGUGUUUGUGCUGAUGAUGACCUCGAGUGGCGUCCAUUGUGACUCAACCUUGUUUCUCUCUUUUCUUUUUUUUCCCGUUUCUAUGGUGCCGCCAUAGUUCUCGUUUGUUUAUGAUUCUUGCGUUGAAGCUCCAUCAGAGUGCUGCAAUAAGAGUGCAUCCCCACUCCACCCCCCUA